Molecule: messenger RNA, 1212 nt
Organism: Leishmania mexicana MHOM/GT/2001/U1103
Lineage: Eukaryota; Euglenozoa; Kinetoplastea; Trypanosomatida; Trypanosomatidae
Exons: 1
Coding region: 1-1212 (403 amino acids)
Source: RefSeq, a predicted model, not a curated record
AUGACGGCGGUGCCUACUGCGGUAUGGUUCGCGGGCCUUUACGAGUGGUCUGCCGCGCCGAAAUUCCUAAAGUCGAAGAUGCUACAGGAGGCAGAGCAGCUGACUCUUUCCAUACACGAGAGAGAGGCUCACCACCUCGCAAAGGCUGCUGCCGACACAGCAAGGAUCAGCGAGUCGAACCGACUACGUGAUGGCAGCUCCAACAGCAAGAGUACGAGGGGGACUGCGAUACGAGUCGCUCCACUGGUCGAGAGCGGGAGGCGCACCCAUGAGGAGGAAGUCCUGGUGACAGCUUCGCCACACUGCAGCGAAUUCGGCUACAGGUCGAGUGCCGCAGCGGAGGAACCCGAAACGGACGCGGCUACGCCGACAGCGAGAUCUCAGCAGCAACAACCGCAGCAGCAGAUAACCCCGUGGACGGCAAGUUCGCCCUCGAGCAUUCCGGCAGAGUGGGGGCAAACACGGAACGCACCUGUCGAAACGGUCAGCGUGCCGUCGCUGUCUGCCGCGCGGGAGGGCGGCAGCGUUGUCGCGGCUGUUUCCCUUGCCAGGUCCGCCUCACAGCCGCAGCAGAAGGAUGGCUGCGGCUCUGAGGCAGCACCACGGCCGACGGCGCCAUCCCCGUUGCGUACAUCUCUUCUGCACCGCCCGAACUGCGGCUCUACGGCGUAUAGUCUUACUACCUUGUCGGAAACGAUAGAUGACAGGCUGAACGAGGCUUUGCUACGCUUGGAGGACGACGGUAACGAAGUGGGUGAGGCACUGGUGGAGCGGCGCGAGAAGGAGGCUCUCCUCCUCAUUGCCACGGAGGAAGACCUGAGCGGCACCCGCAUAUCAUCUUCAGAGGAGCUGAUGGCAAGCGCAAGUCAGCGGGCUGGGCUCGAUUACAGUGCAGAGGAUCGCGCCGACGUUCUAGGCAACACCCCGGCGUCCAAACGGUGGUCAUUAAAGCGAGGACGAGAAGAGGCAGCCCGUGGCGGACGGACAUCGCGCUCCGGCAACCGCCGAAUAUUCCGUGAAGGUGGCGAUGGUCGCCGCUUGUCGCGCGGGGGUUGCGCUAAGUCGGCCUGCGGCGCUGAGCUCUUGCAAUCCACGCGCGACCCCGCCAAAGAUGCACCUCCUCCACAACACCUGACGCGCGCGGAUAUUCGACGAACACACUCUAAUCAGCCACCAGAGGAAGAUUCUCAGGUUGUGUUUUUUGAUCAUUAG